Molecule: messenger RNA, 23835 nt
Organism: Pelobates cultripes (western spadefoot toad)
Lineage: Eukaryota; Metazoa; Chordata; Amphibia; Anura; Pelobatidae
Source: the annotation of a GenBank genome assembly
AUGUUGGCUCCUAAUGGGGGACAGGUUACUAUUAACUGCACAUAUAUAACAUCGAGCAGCGAACCAUAUCUCCAUUGGUAUAUCCAACAACCCGGAAAGAGACCUCGCAAUGUUAUAGUAAGACAUGCAUACAGUGCAUAUGUGGAGGAGCCUGGUACACGGUAUGCAUCCAAACUGGAUAAAGAGACCAAAUCUACCUACCUGAAGAUUUCUGAUGUCACAGUGUCUGACUCUGGGCUGUAUUAUUGUGCUCUGAGUGCCACAGUGUCUGUGUCUGCAGACUGCACUGUACAAGAAGCUCUAACUCUGUCCAAGGUGCUGAAAUAAGGCUGGUGUUGCUGCUUGUCUGCUAAGCAUACUUAUAGGAAUUGUCUCAGGUGUAGAUUUGUCAAAGUUAUAAUUUAUAAAAAUCAAACACAAAGUGCUCAAAGCAAAGGGUUUAUAUUAUUAUAUGUAGGUUUUGCAUGCAUUUUCUAAAUGCUUUGUAAUAAUAAAGCCCAGAACAAUCAACUAAUAUUUACAGUUUAAAACUGUUUCAUCAAUUACAUAUUUUGCAAGAAGGCAACCUACCCUUACAUUCCAGCCUACCUGAUGCUCUGAAAGUGUGUGAUAGACCCGUAGACUUUUGAUAAAGUUACCUAAAUUACAGCCUAUAAUCAAAUGUAUUGUAAAGUAUUUCACAUAAUAUGUACCAUCCACUUAUUUUGAGAGCCAAAAGUAAGAGGAAUAUGUAAACAAUUAGCAAAAUGGAGGGAUCCAAAAAAUGUCUAUAAGUGACACUUAAAUGAUAAUAAACAUAAGCUAUGCAACUAGAAUCACCAAACAAUAUAGAAAAAUACAACCUGUUAAUUGUUUUAAACACGAGUAAUACACUAAAAACUCUGAAUCCAAUGAGACUAUCUACCGAAGAAAACAAAAACUAGACAUAGUGUUAUACAGUACAGAAAUAUUGUGCAAAGGGAAAUAAAGGGAAGAAGGGAAGGUAGGAGAGAUAUCACAAAAUGAGAAAUAAUUCCAGGCUCACCUCACCAACAGGGGUAUAUCGGUAGUGAGCGAUCUUCACUUUUUUCACCCUAGAUAUGUGGGGCAAACAGAGACAGUCAGAUAGUGCAAUAUUAAAGACACAUCUUAACAAGAGAAUUAUAAAAUGCAGGAAUAAAUUAGCAUAUCUCCACUAUAAUAUAUGGAAGGAACAGGUCAUACUACCUUGUAGAGACUUCUUCCCAAAACAAAGUUAUAACAAAGUUGAAUUUCUCAUAUUUACAUAGAAUAUAUAUAUAUAUAUAUAUAUAUAUAUAUAUAUAUAUAUAUAUAUAUAUUUAUAUAUAUAAUUAAAGGGAUGUAAAAUUUAUAUUAGACAUGUUCAUUCAUUUUUGUAUAAAUCAAAAAAAAAUUACCAACAUUUUGGUUUUAAGUUCAAUAAAUUUAUGAUCAAAAUUGAACUCUGAACAAAGUUAAUUUGUUAUUUAAUGGCAGGCUACUGCUCUUCUGGCUGUAUGAAUAAGUUUUAUAUAUAUAUAUAUAUAUAUAUAUAUAUAUAUAAAUAAAAGACAAAAAUCAGCACUCCCUGGUAGUUUUCUCUGGAACUUAUUUACUAAAAAAAAAAUGUUAUGUGUCCUGAUGAAAGCUCCGGCCGGGAGCUGAAACGUUGACAAACGUCUGGAUUCACCAAAAAUAAAUCGGAUGAACAAAGCCUAGAGUGCCGGUAUUUUUUUGAUAUUUCUAUAUUGCUGUGACUUGGCACCAGGUAUUUAAUACUUUUUUUUUUUUUGUAGGAGUGCAAGAGGUUGAUCUGUUUGGUAUCUAUAUAUAUAUAUAUAUAUAUAUAUAUAUAUACAUAUAUAUAUAUAUAUAUAUAUAUAUAUGACAAAAAUAAGCACUCCCAGGUAGUUUUCUCAGGAACUUCUUUACUAAAAAAAAAGUGUAACAGUCUGCGUUUCAGUUCCAUUCAGUUCCAUUCAGGAACGUUCAUCAUGACAACCACACGUGAUAUUCAACAAAACAAACGAUUAAAUAAGGCAAAAAAUCAAUUACUCACAGUUCAGCUGUAGGGUGGGCUGGCAUUCUGACUCCCAGGGCACAAGUCAGGAUGCUGAAUUCAGCUGUGUGCAAAUUCAGCCAUUGAGUAUGUAUCAAGUGAAGAAAUCUAUCUCCAUGGUAACCCGUGACAUGGAUCUACCGAUCAACGCUCCCGUUCUGUCAGCAAUCACUCUGAAUGUUUAGGCAUCUUGCAUCUCCUAGGAGAUAUCUGCACCCAUGUGAUGUCGGCUAACUUGCAGACUGCCGCUUGUGUAUCACAAGCCUGAAGCUGAACGCCUCCCACCCUCCGAGCAUCAGAAAGUCACUGUACGGGAGAUACUUAAACAUAUACAAUGUUACACUUGAUCAUAACAUAACUCAACACAUAUGAAACAGUAAAUUAAUAUCCGGAUGUUUAUCUAACUUGUACGCAUAAUUCACACCAAUAUUUGUGAAUCCUUCCAAAAGUACAGAAGAAUAUAUAUCAGACUCAUUCCCUGUCUGUAGCUCUCUUCGACUUUCACAUAAUAGAACUAUACAUAUAGUUCUAUUAUGUGAAAGUCGAAGAGAGCUACAGACAGGGAAUGAGUGAAUGCACAAGCUCUUGAGUAUUAUAUAUAUAUAUAUAUAUUUGUGGUCGUGGCAAUAUAGCCGUAUAUGGAAACAUAGCAUAUGAUAACAUAUCAAUAUUUGGAAUUAGUCGGUUGUGGUGUGCCGAAACCGACAGAGGAGUAGGCCUGUAAAAGUGGGCCCACCUUAGAGGGUGUUUGUAAUAGAGGGAGUGGUGGGUAGGUUGACUCGCCAGACCAUUACGGUAAUGUGGGAGUGGAUUGGCAGCCUUUUUAUAGGGAAACCAAGCCCCUCCCACAACUACAGGCCAAGCCUUUUAAUUUGUGGUCGUGGCAAUAUAGCCGUAUAUGGAAACAUAGCAUAUGAUAACAUAUCAAUAUUUGGAAUUAGUCGGUUGUGGUGUGCCGAAACCGACAGAGGAGUAGGCCUGUAAAAGUGGGCAAAAAUAAAUUAUCAUAAGAUGUAAUACGUUGACCAAAACUUUAUUUAGAUAAGUCACAGAAAGCUAGUCUUAAUUCUUUAACAGGAUUGGGUAUGUAAAGAGUAUAAGCGGAAGAUUUCCAGCGUCCCAUUGUUUUGAUGAUGUGCGGAGGAAUGUGGUUAGCAGAAGCUGUAGAUGCUGCUCCUAUUCGGAAAGAAUGACCCGAAAAUUGACUAGGGUUCAAGCCGAGUCUAGUCAACAGCAGUCUUACAUAGAGCAUAAACUUUACUGUACUUAGAACAUUACCGUGCAGUUCUAGCAAAGGUUGUAAUGGUUGUUUGUGGAGUGAUAAUAGAUAAUUGUCAAAAUUUUGUACAGGGCACCAUUUGUUAUGAGUAGGGUAUAAGGGGAUCGUAACGGUAUGACCUAUGGCGCUGGUUUUUGAGUGUUUUAGCGUGAGUAGGUAAUGGUCGUUCUGUUUCGCUAAGUCCAUAAUUCUUAGGUAAUCAGGGGACGUGAUAGUCCUAGUUGUGAAUUCGUUGGGACGGAGGAAUCCAUAAAAAGCAAGAUAUAUGGCUGAUUUUAUUACCGUGUUUGUCCUGGGCUCAAAAGGAGAGGAAUCUAACAAGUUUACUAGUGCAUGAAAUAUGUGGUUAUCAAUAGGUAGUCGUUUCUCGGGGAUAUGUGUAUCUAAUUUCUUAAUGCCUCUAAGAACUGUCUUGAUUUGAUAUGAGGACAGGAAACUCGUGGCGUUGGGUUGUUGAAUUAGCAUGUGGUGUUGAAUUCCCGUAAGGUAUAGUUUUAUAGUGUUAAAUGAUAGUUUAAGGUUGAUGUGGCAAAAAGAAGUGAAACCCAAUAUUGUUUCUAUCGUGAACAUAUCGUGAAUGUGAAAUUCAGUGAUGAAUUUUUUGAAUAUGUGAAAAGCUCUGUCGUAAGUGUUUCUAGUGUUUACAGAGAGUGCCAUGUGAGAAAUGUGACGUGCGUGAUUUAACAAAGCUUUUAAUCCAUUAUCAUGUCUGUGAAAAGUGGGACUGGAGUUGCCCGUCUGGAGGCGGUGGGUAGUGUCGUGAAGAAUUCCUGAAAACGAAAUCGAGACAAGUGAUCAGCACUGAUGUUUGUGCACCCUGGAACGUGAAUACAUGUUAGAAAGAAUUGACAAGUGGCUGCUAUCCAUGUGAGUCGUCUCAAUAGCCUCAUAAUUACCAGGGAUGAUGACCGGCCUUUAUUGACAAUAUGGCAAGUAGCCAUAUUAUCAGAAUAGCACCACACCGUGUGACCGGACCACUGGCGGCCCCAGGUAACGGCCGCAGCCACGAUGGGGUACAAUUUGAAUAAAGCUGAGGUCUCUGUGAAUUUUGUGAGUGAUUUGACCUCAGUUGGCCAUGGCCCCACGAGCCAUAGGUCACCCCAUAUGGCUGCAAACCCCGUGUUUGCUGCAGCGUCUGUCCAUAUUGUGGGUGAAGUGUCUGAGUGAGAUGGUAUAAACAUGGCACGCCCGUUCCAAGAAGUGAGGAAAAUCCUCCACAUGCUCAAAUCAGAUGUCGCAUGUUUGUCUAGUGAAAUGUAAGAUGUGUCUGAGGUGAAUUGUGGAAAUAGUGAUAGCAAAUGUGAAAUAAAUGAUCUCCCCUGGGGAAUGAUUCUCAUUGCAAAAUUAAGCGAUCCCAGCAAUGAUUGUAGGUCUUUCUUAGUGCAACGACCUUGCUGUAGGUAGUGGUCAAUACUUGCUAGGAUACGCUCAAUUUUCUCCUGAGGGAGGCUGGCCAGCAUGUGUACUGUGUCUAGUUGUAUUCCUAAAAAUUGCAUCUGGGUGGCGGGCCCCAGGGUCUUGUGUGGGGAGACUGGAACAGAAAGUGACUCAAAUAAUGCCAACAUGUGUUUUAAACUUGUGGGUGGACUUGUGUUGUUCUCAAUUGUGAGGAAGUCGUCUAAAUAGUUAAUCACAGAGGGACAUUGGUAAACAUUUAGCAACAACCAACAUAAAGCCUCUGCAAAUGUGUCGAAAAUACGUGAGACGAGUGAAGAAAUAGUAUAACCCUUCCCAUUUAAUGCCGUGAAGGUGCCAAAGUGUAGGGUGCAUAGGCAGUAGUUUGAAGGCAUUUACUACAUCCGUUUUGCUUAACCAUGCCCCUGUGCCAGCUUUAAUGAUAGCCCCGAUGGCAUGGUCGAUAGUGGCGUAAUGUAGUGAAAACUCUUCAGAUGGUAUCAGUGAAUUUAGGCUAGGGACCGUGGAGGAAUGUGGUGCGGAUAAAUCAAUGAUCAGCCUGGGUUUAAGUGAGUUUUUCCCCGUGACAAUCCCAAUGGGAUUGGUUCUCCAAGAAUUGAAGGGUGGUGAAAGGAAUGGACCCAGCAAAAAACCUUGUUUCACCUCGGUUGUGAUAAGUUUAAGUACCAGCUGUGGGUCAUCCCGUGUGGAAAGUAAGUUGUCACAUUCCAGUGUGCCUGUAGGUAAAUAUAUCAACCCUGUGUGAAAUCCCUCUGAUAAUCCUGUUAUGAGAUAGUCGCUGAAGUGUCGUGAUGGGUGUAGACGUAGCAAAUCGGUGAAUAAGCUGAGGUUCACGCAUGUGAGAUAGGGUUUUGGGAAAGCUUUAUUUGGGCACAUUGUCUUGGAAUGAGCCCUGAAACAAUGUGAACAAACAUGCAUUAGUCUACAGGAACUAAAACCACAAUUGCUGGCAUUAAAAUUGUUACAUACUUGGGAUUUCCCUAAGAAGACAAUAUCUCUUCCUAGUUUGUCUUUCAAACCUUUGUUUGAUCUUGGGGGGUAAGUUGCUGCUUGGUUUUGUUCUACCUCAGCUGUAUUAGGGCAGAAAUUUGUGCUGUGGGUUGCUGAUGAGCAUACUGCACAAGUUGGGGGCCUGAGGCCUGCAAAGUGCCUACAGAAUAGCUCAGUGUCCAACUUGCUCCAAUUGAUGUUUAAGUUGAACUGAGCCAGAGCUGCUGCCACUUUUGCAGAGAAGGACCGGUGGUAAUCGUAAAACGCUGUACCACCGUAUUUGUGUCCCAGAUCCACCAACUUGUGCAUGUACGUAUCCAGCUCGGCUCUUUUCCCUGGGUAUACAGUGCAAUAUACAUCCCUAUAGAUGCCAAACCCUAAUACAAAUUCUGGGAUGUUCAAUUUUUUGUUUAGGCGAGGGUCUCUAGCUCUAAGGACUACGGAAACAUCCCCACAAGCAAAGGUCCUGUUCUCAAGGACAUCCUGGGAGGCAAUGAGCAAUGAAGCUAGGUUAACGUCCUUGCCUUCCAGAAUGUCUUUUUUAAGGUGAGCUGGGACCAUGUGUGAAGGAUCAAUGGAUUCUAUGUCAGCCGUAGCUGCCAGGGUAUUACCGGGUAAGGUAUUAGCAAGAGGCUGGGUGGUGACCGUUGCAUUUGUGGACUGAGUAACACUACCGGCCUCCAAUUUGUCCAGCCUGUCACUGAUUGUCCCUAUGGAUGCCAUAAGGGACGUCAUCAUAGCAUGAAAUGCUGGCAUUUGCGAUCCGCUAGUGCCUUCCCCUGCAUCGGAGUUGUCAGUGGUAGUGUAUAAUAGCCUAUACAACUCCGCCUUCCUAGCUGUAGCCGGGAAAGGGAUGCAGCGUCUUCUUAGUUCAGCUGUAAGACGUGGUAUGGUCCAUGAUCUAAGGGAUGCAGGGCUAUUCACGUCUGUACCCGGAACAGGGGUGGCAGGCCUAGCGGGUGUGCUAGGUAGUGACAGUUCUUCAGGGAUAUCAGGCGUUAGUGACAUAACUGAAAUUAUAAAUAUAAACAGUCAGUCGUAUAAAAUGUAUUGUGGGUGGGUACUGGUGGGCUAGCUAAGUACCAAGCGGUGAAACAAUUAAACUUCUUUUGAGAGUGACAGAUGAGACCCUGCUAGUUGCCAAGCGGCUUGAGAGGCACUAUCUAUGCGUGGGCCCGAGGGGAAGAUUGAGGCCACCGAACGUUGUGGCGGGGUGUAGGCCUCUCGGUGUCAUUUAAAGCAUAAAAAAGAUUGGGAGUGACAGGUGAGGCCCUCUCUGUAUAUUGAUGCGAGGCGGCUAGCUAUGAUUUGGCCCGAGGGACGUAUUACCUCCGAGUGUGAGGUUAGGGAUGUUGGCCUCGCGGGACCACUAGCCUAUGGAUUAAGACCAGAAAUAUUUUAACUAAUUGGGCCACCUAACCUGGGACCAGUACCCCUCAAUAUUUAAGGGUAUAUUGGGUUCUGGCGUAGUACCUGAUAGUGAGUCAGGCUGAUCUCUCAAUGACGUAACUGUGAUAUUUGUCGGGUAGUUGACCUGUAGGUAUAAGAUGAUAAGUAAAUAUCUGGAAAGUGGGGUGGUAGUUAGGCCAGAUCGUGGACCAGAACCUACCCGAUAACUGCGGAGGAGAUAUAAUCAAAAGAAACCGGCUCCUUGCUUGUAAAAGCUACCGUUCCAAUGAUUAAACCUAGGAGAGUAAAUUAUAACAUUUUACCUAAAAUCAUAUGUUUAUAUGGUCAUUUAUAUGAAUCAUAUGACAAUGUUACCAACCUAUAAAGUAUAAUUGAUACCGAUCACUGGGUCCCCAAAUUUUAAUAUGAAUUCUGGUAAGGCAACCUGUUGGAAGAUGUCAGAAAUCAGGAUUGAAUUAAGUGUAGCAUAAUUUAAGAAAAAAAAAAAAUUUAAUUUUAAUUUGUAUUUAUUUUGGUGCUAUAUCAUUAUUGACCUGUAGGGGGCGAGAUUCCACCUAAGAAGUGGAUGCAGGAUCUUGUAUAAUUAGUGAGAAAUGCACGAAUUUGAGUCGAAUGUGAUGAUAGUAUAUAAUGACUAUUUUGUAUAGUAGAAAACCUAAGUAUCUAGCCGAAUGUAGCGUUCGUUUGAAAUCUAAAACAUGAAUUACAUAGCUUAGCGACGAAGUGUAUUUUGGCGAAAAUAACCGAAUGCGGUUGAAUGCGAAUGGGGCUCCGCCGUGUAAGCCGUAAAUGUGAAGCGGUUUGCUUUACGGCGGGCCCACUUACGUUUUUUUGGCGGCAGCAGUACCGGGGAAGCUGUGCAGUCGGCGGUGAUGGCGGAAAAGCGCCCUGGAGAGCCCGGAACCACUCAGGAGGGCACCGGACCAGGAGACCACGAGGAAACAGGUAAGAGGAAUCCAAAAUGGCGGUCUGAACCGGAAGUAACGUUUCAGACUCGCCAGACCAUUACGGUAAUGUGGGAGUGGAUUGGCAGCCUUUUUAUAGGGAAACCAAGCCCCUCCCACAACUACAGGCCAAGCCUUUUAAUAUAUAUAUAUAUACACACACACAUCUUUUUUUGUUAUUUUGCAAUAUUUUCAGUUUCUUUUGUAAUCAUUUCAACAUAUUUUUUUUACCGAACCGAAAAUCCCAAAUUAUCAACCAAACCAAAAUGAUCCAAAGCAAAAAUUAUUUCUAUGUACAUCUCCGGUUUAUAUACACAGAUAAUAAGGCAGACACAGAAAAAGAUAAAUAAAAAAGCAUAAAUAAAAUAAGAUUUGUAGAAAGAUGAAAGGUGCAACAUAUUCAUCCUCACCUUGCGGUAUCUGCGCUCAGCGGCCAUGCGUCAGUGGACCUGACUACUGCGGCUUGUUGGUGGACACCGGCUGCUGCGGAUCCAUGUCAGAUUGUGGCCCCACAAUUGCCCGAGGGUGUGAUCCUGAGUGUUUAUUUCUGGUUAUUGACUUUGGCUUAGUUUUGACUUCCCUGUAUUCUGGUAUCCUUGACUUUUGGCUUUCCCUCAUCGUUGUGUCCCAUUCUGUGUCCCUGACCUUGGCAAGUAUUCUGACUAUUCUCUGGUACGUUAAGUCUGGCCAUUAUAAGGCCCGGUAAGACGUUACCUUUUAGUCCUAGGUGUGAUACAGUUCUACGUGCUGGAUCAACUAAUAUUCCUUACAAAAGGAUGGAUGGAUGACAGGAGCUGAAAAGUAGAUAAGAUAUGUAGAUAGACUGACAGAAGGUAAGAUAUUAGAUAUUGAUAAAAUCAUUACAUAGAUUGAGUCUUUAUAGGAAAAAGUGUCGAAACAUUUCCUUACAUUUAUAAUUAGAUUGAAAAAAUAAGUUUGACUUUUGACCGGGCUCUUUGGGUACAUGCAGUUAAGUGCAUUCAUAAUAAAAUGUUGCUUAGUGUGAGGAUUUUUCAGUUGUUUAAUAAUACUAGUGGAAAUGGGAAAAAUGGGAGUAAAAUCUACUUUUACAAACACUGUCAUCACAGUCAUUAGACAACUUUAUUACUGAGGGGAGUGCUCAACAUCUUUUUAGCCAAUAAUUAAAACUAGUGACUUCUAGAGUACUGUGAUGGACCGCCUGGCACCCCGACUGGGUACCUCCGUCAAUCGCUGCAUUCUAGUACUUGUGAGCACCAUAAGCACUGUACUGGAACACCAUAACCACUUUUAUCUCUCCGUCCUCAACCCACCCUGGACCCAAGACCAGGAUCCAACUUCCAGUGGGUAGACCUCUCUCUAGCCCAGAGAGCGUAGCAGGAACAGCUCUUAUAAGAGCUAGUGAUUAUACUCAGGGGAGCCACACUGGUCUUUUAUGCAAGUCCCCAAGCAAGGUGUAUGACCUUGUUAGGUCACAGGGACACAAACUUACAAACCAAUAAUAACACAUUUACAAUGUAAGGCACUCCCAUACAUAGCACACAAUCCCACCCCUAUGCUUGGGAGAUAAUUGGAUGAGUAACUGUACUAAUUCUAAUCCAAUUAUCUCAGAGCACAGAAAAAACAUACUUUUUUAAAACACCCCAAAAGUACCCUAAAAAUACAUUCAACCCCACAAUCCCCUGAUAGCCCUGAUGUGGGUGACCAACAUAUCCAUAAAUCACCCAGAUCAGUUCAGGGGUUAGGGAAUUUCCUGGAAGUCUUAUUUUUGACCGACCGUGCAUAUGGUCCUAUGCCCAAAACAGUUCCAGGGAAUCAGGGCUAACGAUCAGUCUUUCUGCCUGGAGUAAAUAAGUAAAUAACUCACAUGAACAGAGCCUUUUCAAGUGCAUUGGGCAAGGUAUAUUGCAGGGCCCAUAGUCCUGAGGCAAGAGGCUCCAAGAACCUGUGACAAGGUUACUUUCGUCACAAGUAUAUUUUGUUGUUGCUUAUGUACUGGGUUAGCGAAUACUUGAAGAAAUCAUACCAGAUGAAGUUAAACCCUGCAUUAAACAGGGAAACAUUGUUUCCACUGUUGGUGAGUAUACCUGACACCCCUGCGUAUUGAGACUGAAGGAUAAUUUAUAUUAGAGUGCUAGGGCCCAAUGAAAAGAAGAGCAGGAAAUUGUAAAUUUCUUUGUUCAUAUUCCACUAAGUCAAAAAGUCCCAACAUAUUCUAGCCCUGAUACAACUUCCUCUUCAUCCCUUUUCCAGGCCAAAUAGAAAACAGCUUUGAUAUCAAGUAUAACCACUUUGGGAAGGCAGAUGACUCCUAUCCCAUAAGUCCUCUCCUGCCUGUAUCCCAUUAUCUCGUACACAUACAGAAAUUCCCGCUAGCUACAUCUAUAAGCCCAGGAGUUUGCAAUAAAUGUUAUGCUAAAACACAUUUUAUGCUAAAACACAUUAUUUGGCAUAGAAGCAAUUGUACCUCCCAGUUACUAAUCAGACAGCUGGGAGGGUGCUUUUUCUGCUUUGUGCCCCAGUGCAAAGCAGAUGUCUUUGCUUCUCUAUGAGAAGAAUUGCAGCAGGAACUGUGCAUCGAUUGCUGAUCAUGUGGCCAGCAUUUCAGUGCUUCACUUUGAGAAGUAUCAAACUGACUGGGAGAUCAUCGACUCUGAUGAUUUUCUGGUAGGAGGAGCACAUGCCCAUUAAGGCUAUUGAGUUCUUAUUGUUUUGCUCUCACGUACUUGGUGCAUACAUAUUUAUUUACCUUAAUCAAUUAUGCCAACAGGUGGUAAUUACCAUCAAACUAAUAUACAGGUUAAAGUACAAUCAUUAAGUGAAACAGAAACAAUUGUGUAGGAGCAAUAAAACUGGGUGAGGAACAGCCAAACUCUGCUAACAUGGUGAGGUUGCUGAAUGCAGUUCUAUGUCAAAAGUUAUACACUAUGGCAAGACUGACACAGGAAUAAGACACAAGUUAGUUACACGGCAUCAGCAAAGGCUUUCCUAGGCAUGCCAUUACAAGGCAGAUAGGUGUUUCCAGAGUUGCUAACCAAGUUCUGCUGAGGAAGCACAAAUAUGGUAGCAUGGAGGACUGUAGCUACAGUGGUUAGGCAAGGGAAUUUAGUACAGCAUGUGAAAGACAUAUCAUAUUUACUUUGCAACUGGAAGAUGUCCAGCAUUUCCAUCAGCUUAAAAUUAGCAGAAACCAGGGAGACAUCUAUUAUCUGUUAAAAUGUGGUCAGAAGUGGUCUUUAUGGAAGACUUGUGGCCAACAGACAUACUUUUGAUGUGGAAACAAGACCACUUGGACUAUGAGAAUACAGGAACUGCAGUGCCAAAAUAUCAGCAGGUGCUUGUAACGGAUCGCCUGGAACCCGACUGGGUACCUCCGUUUGAAGGAUGCUCCUAGUGCUUCCCGAGGGCUCCAAGCACUCCGAACCACCGCAGCUUGGUUGGGGUCUCGCCAUCUUCCUCCUUCUCUGGGCCCAAGACCAGGGACCAGCUUGCAGUAGGUAGACCUCUCCUAAAACCAGAGAGCAAGAACAGGAACAAGCUCUUACAAGAGUUUACUCUGUGGAGUAUAGUGAUUAUAGCAAUCGCCAGAGUGUAGGUAGUUCUCAAAUCCCCCAAACAUAAGACGAAACUUCAUGAAGGGAAGAACAAGUCUCUUUAAUGAGCACAAAGGCAUUUCUUUUAUACACAUUUUGCCUACAAGAUUAUCACCCAUGUGGAUCUUGUGGAGCACAAGACACAAAGGACACAAACCAAUCAAAACGAUACAAUAAUGUCCGACACUCCCACAUACAGCACACAAGCCCUCCCCUCUGCCUGGGAUAUAAUUAAAGUAGUACAAUAAUCUAAUUAUCCACAGGCAGAAAAACACACAUUUUCCCCAAAGUCUAGAAAGCACCCCAAAACACAACACAUCCCCAUUAUACAUCCAUAGAUAGCCCUGAUCUGGGUGAGCAACCUAUCCAAAAAUCACCCAGAUCAGAGCAGGGGUUCAAAGUUUUUGUGGAAGUCUCUUUUGACUGACCUAGGGUAAUAGGAUUGGUAUUGGGCUUGUUUCUUACUAGUCUGUACUAAUCUUCUUAUUGAUUUCUAUGUUGAGUUAUGCCCUAAGUACCCCACAACAAUUACAGACUCGGUGUUAGAUUCUCUUUCAUCGUGUUUGCAUAUUUAUCGAAUCUGAAUACAAGUUGCUAUCUUUCUGGUAAAGAAUGCUUCAGGUGAUGCAUGCGAUUGUGCUGACCAUUGAUGAGGGCUGCUGAAGAUGCUGAUGGGAGGUGGAGCAUGUGUGUAUGGGGGGGCAGUAUGUGUGUAUGGGGGACAGUGUGUGUGUGUGUUUGGGGCAGUGUGUGUAUUGUAUGUGUGUGUGGGGGCAGUGUGUGUAUGUGGGGGAGUGUGUGAUGUGGGGGCAGUGUGUGUAUGGGGGCAGUGUAUGUGUGUGUGUAAGUGUGUGUAUGGGGGCUGUGUGUGUGUGUGUGUGUGGGGGCAGUGUGUGUUGGGUGGCAGUGUGUGUGGGGGCAGUGUGUGGGGCAGUGUGUGUGUGGGGGCAGUGUGUGUGGGGGCAGUGUGUGUGGGGGACAGUGUGUGUGUGGGAGACAGUGUGUGUGUGGGAUACAGUGUGUGUAUAUAGGGGACAGUGUGUGUAUGGGUGGCAGUGUGUGAGUAGGGGCAGUGUGUGUAUGGCGGAGAAUUAUUGUGGGUCUGUGGGGUUGAAGGGUGAAUUAAUAAAUUAAUCUUUUUUUUAAUUAAUAAAAAAUUAUAAUUUUGAUAUCCCAUUAUACAGCAUGGGAAAAUUCCAAAGAACUUCCCCAGGCUGUGUAGAAUGAUUACAGAGCAUUCUGAUUGGUUGGAUUUCAAGCCUGGAUUACCUCUCAGUCGCUUAAACCAACCAAUCAGAGCGCUUUGAGUGCAGGGCAUGGGAAGGCUUUACAAGCUCAGUCGGCGCCGUACCCUCCAAGGCUGAAGAUGGAUAAUUUUUUACCGUCUAGAUUUAUUUUUUCUGUCUUAUUUUUUUUUCGCCAUUUUAUUUUUUUUUACGUUCAAGUUUUUUAUUUUAUUUUCAAAGUUCGACGGGUACUAUAGAUUUUUAUUUCACCUUUUUUGGGGCUGAAAAAUAGAAGGUUUUUAGAAAAAAAAAUAUAUCAAAUGGUAAGUUUGUUUUAUUUACAAGUAUUUAGUUUUCUUGUUCCCCCCUUUCUAUUUUAAGGGUGAGGGGGUAGGUAGGAAUUUAUUUACUUUUUUGGGGGUGGGGGGUGACUAGGGGCUUGGGGAUUCCUAGUCACCCGGGGGGUUCAUUUAGCACCCACACGCCACUCAUGGGUGGGGGUCAUGGGGAGGAGGACUAUUGGUCCCUCAUUGUUGUUUAAAGCCCUCACCUGUUGCCCAUGGAUGUGGCCCUGGGGGGAGAACAAUAAGUCCAAACCCCCCUUUUCAUUUAGGGCCCUACCUUCUGCUCAUGGGUGAGGGCCGGGGGGAGGACAAUAGGUUCCACCCUUAUUGUAAUUUAGGGCCCCUACCCACCACUCAUGGGUGGGGCCAGAGGAAGGACAAAAUUAUUGUAAUUUAGGGCCGCCACCCGCCGCUUAUGGGUGGGGGCUGGGGGGAGAACAAUAGGUUCCCCCCUUAUUGUAAUUUAGGGCCCCCACCUGCUGCUCCAAGGCCCCCACCCGCUGCUCAUGAGUGGGGGCUGGGGGGAGGACAGUAGUUCUCCCCACCAUUUUCAUUCAGGGCCCUCACCCACCGCUCAUGGGUGGGGGUCAGUGGGGAGGACAACGGGUCCCCCCCAUUUUCAUUUAGAGCCAUCACACAUCGCUCAUGGGUGGGAGUAGGGGGGGACACACUAGGUCCCCCCUUUAGUUUAAUAGCCCCCACUCGCAUGGCACGGAUGGGUAUUCAGGAGGGGGAACACUAGGGUUUUUUUGUUUUUUUUUACAGUGAGCAGCCACUGUUUGCUCACUGUUUAGUAGACAUGUCCCUACUCACGGCAUAGCGAGAAGGGGCGUUUGGGAGAUUUCAAUCUCCCUUAUGCUAUUAUGGGGGUAAUAUUGACCCCAUAGAGUGAGGGAGGACAUGGAGCCGGUAGCUCCCUCCUUGUAAUAAAGCAAACGAAUGAAUGGAUAGGUCUUCAUUCAUUCAUUUGAAAUUUCUAUUCAUUUAUUUGUCUUUCUGACAAAUUAAUGAAUAGAUGAAAUUCCCGUUUGCAUUAACUGGGCAUGCGCAGGAAUUUCAUAGCGCUAUCUAAUGUGGGCAGAUGACGUGUCCCACAGGGCCUUCAUCUACCCACACAAAGAUGGCAGUGCCCAGGACCUAGGUCCGGGCAUGAAAUAAAGAUUUUAAAAAAUAGGUAAUAUGGGGGGCUUAGGGGCAUUUGGGGGUAACUAGUGGGACAAAACAAAAUAGUGGAGUUGGGAGGAGGAGUUAAAAAAAAUGUGAUUCGGCCAUGACAGGCCAGCUUUAAAGGAACACUAUAGUCACCUAAAUUACUUUAGCUAAAUAAAGCAGUUUUAGUGUAUAGCUCAUUCCCCUGCAAUUUCACUGCUCAAUUCACUGCCAUUUAGGAGUUAAAUCACUUUGUUUCUGUUUAUCCAGCCCUAGCCACACCUCCCCUGGCUAUGAUUGACAGAGCCUGCAUGAAAAAAACAAAACUGGUUUCACUUUCAAACAGAUGUAAUUUACCUUAAAUAAUUGUAUCUCAAUCUCUAAAUUGAACUUUAAUCACAUACAGGAGGCUAUUGUAGGGUCUAGCAAGCUAUUAACAUAGCAGGCAUAAGAACAUCUUAAUUAAACAGAACUUGCAACAAAGAAAGCCUAAAUAGGGCUCUCUUUACAGGAAGUGUUUAUGGAAAGCUGUGCAAGUCACAUGCAGGGAGGUGUGACUAGGGUUCAUAAACAAAGGGAUUUAACUCCUUAAUGGCAGAGGAUUGAGCAGUGAGGCUGCAGGGGCAUGUUCUAUACACUAAAACUCCUUCAUUAAGCUAAAGCUGUUUAAUAGACAUUUACCUAUUUUGAGAUUGACAUAUAUAAGGAAACUGAAUUAAGGAGCUUUCUACUAAACAGUUGAAAGUUUAAAAUUCCUAAAUUUGAAUGAUCAGCGGUUUAAUAGAUUGCACCCUAAUUUGGUAUCCUUAUACAUGGAAAUUCCACAUAAGGAUACCACAUUAGGGAGUUAUCUACUAAACUACUGAAGUUUAAAAUAAAUAAGGGAUUUUGCAAAGUGUAGUAUUUGAGCAGUUUAAUAUAUAAUUCCCUAACUUUGUAGCCUUACGUGGAAUUAAAUUUUGAUCUUUCAGCUGUUUAGUAGAUAGGUCCUUACUUUUGUUUCCUGAUAUAUAGCAAUCCCUGGAUACCAAAUCACAAGAUUGUCUAUUAAACUAUUAAACUGAUCAAAGAUGAAAAAAAUCUAUUUUCUUAAUUUUAAACUUUCAGCAGUUUAAUAGAUAAUUCCUUAACUUUAUAUUCUUAUGUGGGAUUAGCAUAUACACGGAUACCAAAGUAAGGAUAUAUCUAUUAAACAGCUGAAAGUUUAAAAAUAAAUACAGUUUGACCUUUCAGCUGUUUAGUAGACAUUAACUCACUUCCAUCCAGCACUGCUGAUCUGACAGGAACCUGGUCGGGCUGUAAUAAAAAAAUAAAUAAUCAUAAUUAAAAUAAAUAAAUAAUAAUAUUUUAAAACAUACAUAUAUAUAAAUGAAAUUAACAUGUAUGCCCAUAUCUGUUCUCAGACCACUAGGUGGCACUUGAACACAACAUUAGCUUACUUUCAGAUUACAUUUUAGAAAUGUAGUAGUAGAAAGACUUCAGUAAAGUAUCUCAAACAUGCAUCAUUGAGCUCAACAGGAAAUGUUAAAGAAUAUAAACAUUUGUAUGUGUGUGUGUCAUUAUAUCUUAAUGCUAAUGGCCAUAUUUCCAUGGACUUUAAUGGAGGAAUUGGUAUUCGGCUAAGAGAAUCCAGACAAUUUUUUAAAUUCAAAUUGAAAAAUUAAGCCUCAUAACAUAUAAAGUAGAAUUAUUGGUUUAUUUAUUUAGGGCUAGUUAUUAAUCAGUCUAAGCUGAAUAUUAAUCAGAUUUUUUUUAAAAUUCUUUAUUUUUGUGUGCAAAAUAGAACAAGCACUAGUACUGAGACAUUUCAGAGAGUAUGCUAUAAGAGAUAACAUAAGUGUAACAAUAAAUGUCAAUAGGUCUGCACAUUUUUAAAUAUGGAAAACACAAGUCAGAGUAAUGUCUGAGCGUAAACUAAACAGAUUGGGUUAAAUAGUAUUAAGCAACUUCGCUAGAUACACCACAUAGUAUUAAAGAUCAGACUAGGUCAUGUAGCUAAAAACAAUUAGAUUUAUGGUCCCCAGGAGGCUCCCUUAUGGUUAUAUGUAAAGGAACCACGCAGGGCAAUGUAGGAUAUGUAAGUAACUAAUAGGGUAAACAAUAUUGCUGUUUAGGCUAAGCCUUAUAAGGAGGGAGCGGUAUAUAUAUAUAAAGCAAAUGACCCAUCAGAGUCUGUACAAUAGGCUAUGAAGGGGCUCAAUGCGGGUGGAGAUUCACUCCUGUAUUACCGGUCAGCCCACGCCUUGUACAGGCAAAACACAGUCCUCUACAGAUGGGGUGUGUACCUUGGGCUAGGUGAUCCACUUGGAGAUGGAUACUUAUUUUCAAAUUGGAGGUUUCGUGGGCUCAUGUGUGCCUGCACAGGUGCUUGCGAGAUCCAGGGAACUGACUUCUUGCACUUGUUACCUCUCGUGAAUCUCGUAGUCACCAACCUUCUGAUGGGCUCCUGUCGGCCCCCGUCUUUCCGGGCGGGCCAGGGUAGGAGAUGUUGGGGUGGUCUUCCUGUCAUCCUUAUAAGGGGGAUUCAGUUGUAAGGCUUACUCUUCGUUACUACAGGGUGUAGGCAUGCUUUCAGAUUGUCCCAGAAAGCUCGAAAGGUCCUGUCGAGCCGGAUCUCCAUCUCAGACCUCUAACAUCCUGGGCUGAAGGAGAAUGCAUCCUCCGCCAUUUUGAGUGACGAGUUGCUGCUUGAAUCAUGCUCCACAAACACUGUCGUGCUCUUGCCAGGUUGCGGACCAGGAUGACCCCCGCCGGUCCAGAGGGGGACACAACGUGAGCCAUGUUUCAGGAUUCCAGCUGUGUGUGUCAGCGAGGGAGCGACCGUCUCCAUUGCACCGACCAAGCUUGUAGCCCUCAUGAGCAGGUCAGGUGAGCAUUUCUUUAAACUUCGCUUGUGUGGUAUCGUUGUGUGCACCGCAGUGUUACUUCACGCCAGGUGGCUUUUUUGCAUAGUUUAGGUCUUGUUUGUGUUGCGGAAUUCCAGUUGUUUUGCCUCGUAAAGCAGGAGCUGCCAGAGCUAACGUUCUCUCAGCUCAGCGAUCAGGCCCCGCCCCAAUAUCAAUCGAAUUUAAUAAAACUAAAGGUGAAAUAUAAACAUAUCCGGAGAUUUACCCCCAUAUACAUGUGCAUAUCAUAAUAAUUAUGGUUAGAUGAUCAGGGGCGUUUCUGGAAUAUUUGUUUAUAUCUACUAUGAAGUUUUACAUUUUGAUCGUUUAUUAAAGCAGUUUUAUUCCUUGAAACAUUUGUUGUCAUAGACAUGCUUUAUUUAACAUUCAGGCUCCUCCUCACUUUUUAAACAGGACAUCCCAGAGUAUUUUGUCAAGAACCUGCACAUGUUCAAAAUUUAUUUUCUGCAAGAUGAAGCUGUGGUUGACUUUAUUGCUGCUUAUCUGUGCGACAGGUAAAAGGGACAGAAUGAUUUAUUUUCUUAACUUGUUAAUUGGGAAUAAUGUACACAGUAGCAGUGUAUUAAAUGAAAUAUGCAGAUUGGAUGUGCUUAUUCAGUCAACUAAAUUUAUGUGUUUCUACAUGACAUACAAGAGAUUAAUUUACAUUAGCUACAAGUAAGUUAAUGGUGUUAGAUUGUGUUUACCUAUUUCAUGACAUUAUGUUUUGUUAUUUUCAGGUUUCUCCAGCUCAGACAACGUCACCCAGACCCAAAGCGAAAUAACUGCUGCAGAGGGAAGUCUGGCUCCGUUUUACUGUAAAUAUGAAACACAAUAUAGCAACCCAGAUCUUUUCUGGUACGUGCAUCAGCCAGGCAAGGCCCCUCGUUCUAUUAUUUGGAGAACUGAAUACAGCAAGGUAGAACCGGAACCUGGUACCCGGUAUGCCUCCAAACUGGAUAAAGAAACCACCUCCAUCUACCUGAAGAUUUCUGAUGUCACAGUGUCUGACUCUGGGGUGUAUUAUUGUGCUCUGAGGCCCACAGUGUCUGUGUCUGCAGACUGCACUGUACAAGAAGCUCUGACACACGGCUGAAGCUAUUGUGUGUCCCUUCAUUGAAUAAAUAGAGAGACAGUAGUGUCUGUGUAUAGAAGUCAAAGAAAGAGCUCUAAAGGAAUGCUUGCUAUAAAAAUUCUCACCUUUCACAGGAGAAAGGCAAUAAAAGGAACAGUGGACAUUUGGACAUGUUUAUAUUUGAAGGAUCAACAUGCCAGAAUGGUGUAUUAUCCAAACAUGCUGGCAUGGUUAACUAAUAAAUUGAGAAAUGCCAGGAAUUCAAAGGGAGUUUAAAAUUUAAGGCCAAGAUAGCCAAACUGAAAACAGAAUUGAUUUGGAGAAUGUUUCUAAAUCAUCUAUUUUUGCCUUUAUUAUGAAAUUCACUUUGAAUUCUGAGCAGUUCUCACUGUAGCGAAUAACUCUGUCAGUGUUAAAUGAAUUAAAAAUGGUUUUAAUUCACUUAACACUGACAGUUUGAGAUUUAUAAUUGAAAUGACUGAAUUACUUUAUAUACUGUAAAACAUGCACUCAUAUUGCUCUAUCUUUCUAUCUAUCUAUCUAUGUAUCUAUCUAUAAACCCUAUGACCCAUAUAAACCUCUUCAACUUGCCUAAUAUCAUGUAGAUCAGGGGUGCCCAAAAGGUAAUUCCCCAGAUGUUGUAGAAAUACAACUCCCAUGAUGCUUUCCAUGCCUUUAGAAUGCCUUUAGAUGACUAAGCAUCAUGAGAGCUGUAGUUUUAAAAUAUCUGAGGAUUUACCUUUUGUGUGCCCCUGAAGAUCCUCUGUGUGCUGCUAAAACAGCUCUAACACAUCGAUGCAUGGACUCUGAAUGUGUUGUGUGGUAUCUGGCACCAAGAUAUUAGCAGCAGAUCCUUUAUGUGCUGUGUCGGAUUUGUUUUUACAGCACAUUCAAUAGAUACUUAUCAAAUUGAAAUCUGGGAAAUUUGGAUGACAGGGCAACACCCUGAACUCUUUGUCAUGUUCCUCAAACCAUUCCUGAACAAUUUUUGCUGUAUGAAAGAGUGCAUUAUCUUGUUGAAAGAGGCGACACCCAUCAGGGAACACCUUUGCCAUGAAGGGGUGAGCAUGGUCUUUAACCAUCUCUAGUUAGGUGGUACGUGUUUAAUGUGCUGCUUGGCCUUCAAAUUCCCCGGUUCUCAAUCCGAUUAAGCAUCUGUGGCAUGUGAUGUACCAACAAUCCAAUCCAUGGAGGUCCCACCAUACAAUUUGCAGGACUUAAAGUGUGUACAAUAAAAUGCCUGCAGGGACAGGCUAUAUAGAACUGAACCACUACAUUAGGCUGUAGUGGUUCUGGUGACUAUAGUGUCCCUUUAAAGUAUCUGCUACUAAUGUCUUGGUGACAGAUACCACUGGACAUUUUAGAUGUCUUGUGUAGUUCAUGACCUGCGCAUCAGAGCUAUUUUGGCAUCAUGAAGACCUGAACAAUAUCAGACACAUGUUUUUAAUGCUCACGUGCAUUAGGCUUCCUGUCAAGGCUGCUAGUGUGGUCCAACACGCAGAAACUAUGUAAACAUAUACAUACAAAAGAAAAGGAAAAUAAAAGGACAGAGCGUAAACCGGACCUUAGAAUAGCCGGAUUAAUACGAUAAUAGAUAGAGAAUGGUCAAAGGGAAAGCCGAGGUCAAGGAAGCCAGAAAUACUCAAAUACCGUUUAAACAAGCCAAGUCAGGGGAACCAGAAUUGGGAAUAACCAGGGAAAAGCCAAGAUCAGGAUACCAGGAAAUCAGAUUCACAAAGAAAAACACACUCUCGGGAACCAGGAACAGGAAACCACGACAGGGCAAGGAGCUAGAGUGAAUUAGGGUUUUAAAUAUCCCUCUCUGGUUUCUGAUUGGUCAGAGGGUGAAAAACCUAAAAAUAAGUGGAUUGCAUAAUUUAACUCAGUUCAAAGCUAGAAUAAAGUGACUGUGACCUUGAAAAAGCGAUACUGUGUCGAGAUUGCCUUGACUGGAGCUGAAUUGAUGCAGGUGCAUCAAUAUUGGAGCAACGUUAUUGAAUUGACAUGGUGAGUGUACUCUAUUUUUGAUGCAAGGAUCUAGAGGGAUGGCACAAUCUUGAUACAGUGGCAUCAAAAUCAGAAGGUUGCCUUACAAAUAUGCUUCAACCGGAGUUAAACUAUUUAAUAAAACUAUAAAAUAAUAUUUUUAAAAAACAUUAGGACAUUGUUUAGUAAUGCAAGAUGUUAAAUAUCCUUUCUGAAAUAACAGGUAUAUUUUCUUUUUACCAGAGAUUGUGGAUGGAAAACUUAGAGCAUUGGAAACAUAGAUUAUUCAGCUUUAAGUACUAUUAUAUACAUCAGAUAUUAAAUUAUACAAUAUUUAAACAUUUUAAUGACUGGUCUUGUUCGGCAGUAUGUUACUUUAUAUCUAAAUACUAAGGAUUUACUUAUUAUGCGUUAUAUCUUCUUAUUUAUUCCGAAAUAAUUUUUGUAAUUAAAAGUGUUUAGUUUUGUGUAAUUGUCACAUUUAGGUUGGAUUUAAUGUGUCCUUUCACCUUGGUACAAAACUAGAGUAAUUUCAGAUAAAACUGCAAUUCACCUGAAUUUGUACUGACUGGGUGUUUCCAUGGAAUAUACCAAAAUUAUGUACUAAGCAAGCUGCGUAAUGCCAAACAUUUUCUGAAAAGGGGGGUUUAUCUACAUUCUAAAUUCUACUCAUGGCAUCACAAAAAAAAAAAAAGAGAUGAUUGAUAAAAAUAAUGAUGAUUGAUGGCUAGGAGACAUUCACUAAAUGUUGAUUUUAUUUACAGAUCAAGUGAGAAGUGAGCAACAGAUGAAAAACAUGAAGAACAGUUAAAAAACAAAACUAUAUAUAUAGUUUAUUUCUGUUUUUAACUCUAUUGAUUACUUUUUCUCAGUUGAACUAUGUCAGUAUAAUGCAGAACCUAAGUUAACCAAACUAAGAGUCGACAGACACAGGAGAAUGUUUAUUACCAGGCCUUAGAGUGUCCGGCCUUAAUGCAAAUAUAAAGUAGUAUAGAACAAGCCAAGGUUUGGGAGACAGAAAAUAGCAAAUACGACAAGAGGGCCAAAGGUCAUGGACAAUAGAAUGGAGAAUAAUCAAGUAGGUCAGAAAAGCCUUUGAGUAUCACUAGGAAAAAUACAGUUUUAGAUAACCUCUAAAAGGACACCAUGACAGGACAUAGUGCAACAUCUAAUGAGGGUAUGCAUAGCUUUAAGUGGGCAGAGAUUGGUUUAUUUGACCCCUAUGACGUGCACACAUGUCCAAGUAAUCACCUUGGCCUGAACAGGCAGAGCCAUAAAAAUGUUACAAUAUGCAGCGACUGGCGUUAGACUGGACGCCAGAAGGAGAAGCUCUCUCACUGGAGAAGGAUGGAUUUGGUACAUAGGGACACUCCUCCGAUCCUCUCACAGGGCGAGCGCACUCACAACUGAUGAACCAAAUCAUGGGAAAAUGCUCCUACCAGUGUCUGAAAAAAUAAAUUAACACUGUGUGUUUUUCAGCACAGUGAAUGGUUCAAUUAUGUGCCUUUUUAGUUUGGCCUUCUGAGUUACCUCCCAAAUGGGUAUUUGGCUGAGCAGAAUCAACAUCUGCCCAAAUUUAAGGUGUCCCAAAAUAUUUUCUAUCUACAAAAAAAUUAACUGACAUUUUUAACUGUGCACACGUCUAUAGUUGUUGCCAGCAUGAUACAGUAUAACUUUUUUAUUAAAGGAAUACUCUAAGAACCAAAAUAACUUUAGGCUUAAUGAAGAAUUUUAGUAUAUAGAUCAGGUCCCUGCAGGGGUUAAAUCACUGUGCUUAUGUAGUCCUCAGCCACACUUCCCCUGGCUGUAACUCACACAGCCUCCAUGAAAAAAAUGGUUUUAUUUUAUUUAGAUGUGACAGCUCAGUGUGUUUAACUUAUAAGUUUUCAUCUCCUGCCCUUUUAAUUGAACUUUAAUCACACAGCUCUAGCAGGCUAUUAAUAGAGCAGGAUCUAUGACAUUCUAAACAGACUCUGCAAUAAAGUUUAUACGUUAGAUCUCUCUUACAGGAAAUGUGUAGGUAGAUUCUUUAUGCGUGGAAUGUGGCUAGGGCUGCAAAAACAACAUUUUUAACUCCUAAAUGGCAUAGAACUGAGCAGUUGUACUGUGGGGGCAUGAUCUACACACUAAAAUCACUCUUAUCUAAAGUUGUUUUGGUGCUCAUAGUGCACCUUUAAUUAAUGUACUUUUUUAUGAGUGUAAAGAUCCUAUUGAAUAUGUGUUAUAAGAAUGUAAAGCUUCUAUAUUUGAAAACUCCUAUGUUUGUGUGAAACUGUUUGCACAGUGAUCACCAUUCUGUUUUGUGGUCUGAAUAAUAAUUAUUUAAAAUUAAUUUUAUAAAUUUGUCCUUAGUUACUUCACUUUUGUAAUGACAGCAGAAGCAUUUUUAUUGGAUGGCCGCUAGGUGUCACUAGUCAGCAAAAUGUUUUCUUGCAAAAUAUAAAUAAGGGGUAAGAUCAGGAACGCUGAAUAUUGUAUCCUAGGAGUGUAAUGCCAUUAAGGUGAUCUGGAGAAACCAAAAUGAACGACAAGAGAUUUAUGAACAUCUUUAAAACCCUGAGAUGUGAAUAAAGGUUAGAGGUAGAGUUAUUAGAGGUAAAGCUAGGUUAAGGUUAGAGCUAAAGACAACUCUAUCCUGAAAUGCAUGCUGAAGACAAAAAUUAAGUCAGAAUUACCCACGAACAAACAACAACCGAAGACAACUACAGCAAAGUGUAAUAAUGAACAUUUUAUUAAUGAUUGUGUUAAUUAGUUCAAUUACAUUUGAAUCUUUGAAAUAAGGGGAUUGUGAAGGAAAAGUUUGCAAUUCCUAAACGUUUCAUAUUUCUGUUCAACCCAUUAAAUUAAAGCUGAAAGUCUGCAUCUCAAUUGCAUCUCAGUUGUCAAUUGUGGUGGCGUACAGAGCAAAAAUUCAGAAAAUGAUAUAUAUAUGCACACACACUUGCACAGCUUAGAACGGAGUGCAUAUGGGAUAGCAAUGUAUAUAUGUAAGAGGAUUCCAGACUAUGUGAACAUGUUCAGGGAUAGUAUUUAUUUACACUUUUUCUUUUAUGUAACUUCAUAAUUUAGUAAAAACAUUUUUUAAAGUUUUUCUGAUCAACACAAAUAUUCUUUUUGGUUCCAUUAAAUAAAAAAUGAAGUGUGCAAUGAAAUGUACAUACAUUUUUACAUUACUUCCUGGUACACCUAAAAUACAGGGUGGUGUCUCUGCGGAUAUUUUUUGUGUGUGCAAAUGGCUUGGGAUUGAAGGGGUUAAGUGAUGUUAGGUAUGCCAUCAGUAGAUUGAAACAUUUCCUCUUUUAAUGUUUGUCACAGAUUUCAUGAGAACCCACCCUGUACAGAACAGCCCUGUUGGAUGUGGUACUUUAAAUCAUCCUAGACACGCCUCCCAAUUCCCUGUAUAAAGCCUCUUGAAAGACCUGAAGACCUUUCUUAGAAUGAGGCUGUGGUUAAUGUCAGUGCUGAGCAUUUGUCUUUUAGGUAAGAAAGACACAGUUUGGUAGAAAACAGAUUUCUCUGAU